Messenger RNA from Oncorhynchus mykiss (rainbow trout), 1930 nucleotides. RefSeq names its product thyroid hormone receptor alpha-like. Gene Ontology annotation, molecular function: nuclear receptor activity; RNA polymerase II cis-regulatory region sequence-specific DNA binding; zinc ion binding. Gene Ontology annotation, biological process: thyroid hormone receptor signaling pathway; cell differentiation; positive regulation of transcription by RNA polymerase II. Gene Ontology annotation, cellular component: RNA polymerase II transcription regulator complex. NCBI's taxonomy places the organism in Eukaryota, Metazoa, Chordata, Actinopteri, Salmoniformes, Salmonidae. The record is from RefSeq and is a predicted model, not a curated record.
CAAGGACAUCAACCACCCGAGCCACUGCCUGUUCACCCCGCUAUCAUCCAGAAGGCGAGGGCCAGGAGUUGAUCUACACUGCCAUGCUGGCAAAGACCUUACCUCCAGUCUCACCUCUUGCCCGCUCACCAACGGUCGUCGACGGGGGGACCAGAUUUAGCACAUCACGUGUUAGACUCUAGAACUGGGGGUGGGCUUGCCCCACCGAUGUUCCACACAACCAUCUCCGGGGAACGGAUCACUGCUGCCAUCCAUCGAUGGAAAUCGGGGAAAAUUGUGAAUGCUGAGCAGGCUAGUGAGGUUGGGGCCCGCCCUCAGUCUCCGCUCUUUGGCUAAUGGAUGGAAUUGAGGUGAAUGGAGCCCAUUUCCAACGUUGAGGACCCCAACUCAUCAGAGCGAGAUGUGAAACGCUGGCCGAAUGGACCAAAAAGGAAGAGAAAGAACAGCACAUGUUCAUUGAAGAGCAUGUCUGCACUAAGCCUCUCUGUCCCAGGAUACAUCCCCAGCUACUUGGAGAAGGAUGAGCCAUGUGUGGUAUGUGGAGACAAGGCCACCGGCUACCAUUACCGCUGCAUCACAUGCGAGGGCUGCAAGGGUUUCUUCAGGCGAACUAUCCAGAAGAACCUUCACCCGGCUUACUCCUGUAAGUACGAUGGCUGCUGCAUCAUCGACAAGAUCACAAGGAACCAGUGCCAACUGUGUCGCUUCAGGAAGUGCAUCGCAGUUGGCAUGGCUAUGGACCUGGUGCUGGACGACUCUAAGCGGGUAGCCAAGCGGCGUCUGAUUGAGGAGAACCGGGAGAAGAGGAAGAAGGACGAGAUCGUGAAGACUCUACAGACCCGUCCGGAGCCCGACAGCUCGGAGUGGGAGCUGAUCCGCCAUGUGACAGAGGCCCACCACCACACCAACGCGCAGGGCUCCCACUGGAAACAGAAACGCAAGUUCCUGCCUGAGGACAUAGGUCAGUCCCCCGGGGCUCCCACCCCAGACGGAGACAAGGUAGACCUGGAGGCCUUCAGCGAGUUCACCAAGAUCAUCACCCCCGCCAUCACACGCGUCGUCGACUUUGCCAAAAAACUAACCAUGUUCUCAGAGCUGCCUUGUGAGGACCAGAUCAUCCUAUUGAAAGGUUGCUGUAUGGAGAUCAUGUCGCUUCGCGCCGCCGUGCGCUACGACCCAGAGAGCGAGACGCUUACCCUGAGCGGCGAGAUGGCGGUGAAGAGGGAGCAGCUGAAGAAUGGCGGGCUGGGCGUGGUGUCGGACGCCAUCUUUGAUUUGGGCAAGAGUCUGGCGCAGUUUAACCUGGACGACUCGGAGGUGGCCCUGCUGCAGGCUGUGCUCCUCAUGAGCUCAGAUCGCUCUGGCCUGACAUCGGUAGUUAAGAUCGAGAAGUGCCAGGAGACGUACCUGCUUGCCUUCGAGCACUACAUCAACCACCGCAAGCACAACAUUCCCCACUUCUGGCCCAAGCUGCUGAUGAAGGUGACGGACCUGAGGAUGAUCGGGGCGUGCCACGCCAGCCGCUUCCUCCACAUGAAGGUAGAGUGUCCCAACGAACUCUUCCCUCCGCUCUUCCUUGAGGUCUUCGAGGACCAGGAAGUAUGAACUGACCCCUGACUUUUGACCUGGAAGAGAUAGAAGAGAGAGGGGGGAAAGUAAAGGAGUAACAAUUGGCCUCUUUCCUCAUUUUGUGAAACACAAUAUCACCACCAGCAACACCGAUAGUCACCAAGAAAAAAGUCACAGAGAAAAACAAAAAGGCUUUCUUUUGCAUAGCUGUUUUGGUGAUUUGCACUUGGGGCUCUUGUGGCUGCUGGGCCCCACUUUGAGUAUGGGGGUGGAGCCCCCCUCUAAAGUGGGGUUCUCUGGCUGUGGGGCCUCUCUCUGAGUUGGGGUUCUCUGGCUGCGCCCCCCCCCCCCCCCCCCCCCC